UGUUGAAAGAUUACCGCACCAUUCCAUUCCGUGGCCUCUCUCUCAUUUUACAUCAAUCAAAUUUGAUAAAUAUAGUACUUCCUCCACUAACUUUCGAAAAAGUCAAUCCAAGAUGUCGUGGCAAUCAUACAUAGACGACCACUUGAUGGCCGAUAUUGAGGGUAACCACCUCACCUCAGCCGCCAUCAUCGGCCAUGACGGUAGCGUCUGGGCACAGAGCGCCAAUUUCCCUCAGUUCAAGCCUGAUGAGAUAACUGGAAUCAUGAAUGACUUUGAGAAUCCCGGGUCGCUUGCUCCUACUGGAUUGUACCUUGGUGGCACUAAAUACAUGGUGAUUCAAGGUGAAGCAGGGGCUGUCAUCCGAGGGAAGAAGGGACCGGGUGGCGUGACUGUGAAAAAGACCACCCAGGCCUUAAUAAUUGGCAUCUAUGAUGAGCCUAUGACUCCUGGCCAGUGCAACAUGGUUGUUGAGAAGAUUGGUGAUUAUCUUGUUGAUCAGGGCCUUUAAUUAUUUUGCGAAAUCUCUAUACAAAUAUUCGGUGUUGUGGGUUCUUGGUCUUGAUAAAAUGAGUUUGGUGUUUGCGAAGUGAGUGAUAGUUUUCUCUUCCUAAGUUCGAUUGAGUUGUCUUUGCGUUCCCCUGCUUAUGAAGAUUGUUGUCAUGACUUCGUACGAGUAAAUUAUGUAUUUUUGGUUUGUUUUUUUAAUGGAUAUUUGAUUUCAUAGACACCCUUUGCAAAUAUUAGUAUUUGGCUGGUAUGAUAAGCGUAUUUGUCGUUUUA
Molecule: messenger RNA, 780 nt
Organism: Olea europaea var. sylvestris
Lineage: Eukaryota; Viridiplantae; Streptophyta; Magnoliopsida; Lamiales; Oleaceae
Product: profilin-1-like
Exons: 4
Coding region: 113-508 (131 amino acids)
Cellular component (GO): cell cortex
Molecular function (GO): actin monomer binding
Source: RefSeq, a predicted model, not a curated record